Molecule: messenger RNA, 1921 nt
Organism: Trachymyrmex cornetzi
Lineage: Eukaryota; Metazoa; Arthropoda; Insecta; Hymenoptera; Formicidae
Gene: Pka-C1
Product: Protein kinase, cAMP-dependent, catalytic subunit 1
Exons: 1
Coding region: 184-1245 (353 amino acids)
Biological process (GO): protein phosphorylation
Cellular component (GO): cytosol; nucleus; cAMP-dependent protein kinase complex
Molecular function (GO): ATP binding; cAMP-dependent protein kinase activity
Source: RefSeq, a predicted model, not a curated record
AAGGUAGCAAAAAUUCUGAGAAGACCGGAGCUUACCGGAGCCCUGGCAGGCUCAUCGGCGGCUGCGGACGCGGACGCACGCCGACGAAGACGUAGCAGCCCUCUGGAUUACCUGAGGCAUAAGGCCCGUGAAGCUGCCCGUGAAGCUGCCUUGGCAGACACGGGCACCAGCGCGGCAUCUAAAAUGGGUAACAAUGCCGCGACCGCCAACAAGAAGGUCGACGCCGCCGAGAGCGUCAAGGAGUUCCUCGAUAAAGCGAAGAAGGAGUUCGAGGACAAGUGGAAGAAGAAUCCGACCAAUACCGCCGCCUUGGACGAUUUCGAACGUAUCAAGACCCUCGGCACCGGUUCGUUCGGUCGCGUGAUGAUCGUUCAGCACAAACCCACUAAAGAGUACUACGCCAUGAAGAUACUCGAUAAGCAAAAGGUCGUAAAGCUGAAACAGGUCGAGCAUACGCUAAACGAAAAGAGGAUACUGCAAGCUAUCAGUUUUCCAUUCCUCGUAUCGUUGCGUUUUCACUUCAAGGACAACUCUUACCUGUACAUGGUGCUGGAGUACGUUCCCGGUGGCGAGAUGUUCAGCCACCUGCGCAAGGUCGGCCGCUUCUCCGAGCCGCACUCGCGUUUCUACGCGGCUCAGAUCGUCCUCGCGUUCGAGUAUCUGCACUACCUCGACCUCAUCUAUCGGGACCUGAAACCGGAGAAUCUGCUAAUCGACUCGCAGGGCUACCUCAAGGUCACCGAUUUCGGCUUCGCCAAGAGAGUGCAAGGACGAACGUGGACUCUGUGCGGCACGCCGGAGUACCUAGCACCCGAGAUCAUUCUCAGCAAGGGUUACAACAAGGCGGUGGACUGGUGGGCACUGGGCGUGCUGGUCUACGAGAUGGCCGCUGGCUAUCCACCAUUCUUCGCCGACCAGCCGAUCCAGAUCUACGAGAAGAUCGUGAGCGGUAAGCCACGCUUCCCGUCGCACUUCGGCUCCGACCUCAAGGAUCUACUGCGCAAUCUGCUGCAAGUCGACCUCACCAAGAGGUACGGCAACCUCAAGGCGGGCGUAAACGACAUCAAGGGCCACAAGUGGUUCGCUAGCACCGACUGGAUAGCCGUCUUCCAGAAGCGAAUAGAAGCGCCGUUCAUACCGCGCUGCAAGGGACCAGGCGACACCAGCAAUUUCGACGAUUACGAGGAGGAGACCCUGAGGAUCUCGCUGACGGAAAAGUGCGCCAAGGAGUUCGCCGAGUUUUGAACGCUGCGCCAGGUCGGCAAGUUGCUCGCAACCGGAGGUGGUGGAUACGCACGUCGUGUCGCGCCUCAUCGUCGGGCUGACGCGGCACGGCGCUCCUUCGUCAUCGUUCGCCGUCAUCGCCGUCGUCACGUUGGUGAUUCGCUUUUUUUGCGAAAAAGAAAGAGAGAGAGAGAGAGAGAGAGAGAAAGAACGAGCGAGAGGGAGAGAGUAAAAGAGCGGGAGAGAAAGAGAGAGAGAGUGCAUCUGUGUGUGUCAGCGCGCGCAUCCGCGUGUAAUAUAUGAAAGCUGUUGACUAGGCGAAAAACGGAGUGAAGUUUUUUCCUUGAGGAAAAGUUUCUCGUAUACUGGAAGGACACCCUUCCGGGUGUGUUAUUUUCGAGGGGGAGAAAGAGAGAUAGAGAGGAAGAGAGAAGUAAUAUGAAGGAGCACGUGGCAAUUGGCGCGUCUUUUUUUGUUGCGUUUCGCGACCGAACUCGCUAGACAAAAGUAGAAAAGGAGAGAGAGAAAACGCGGACACGGAUUGAUAUAUGGGACGUUUACACGCUGGCGUUCAAGCGUCCAAAAAUUAUAUACACACACAUAACUUUUGUUGUUACGUAUGUAGUAGACGUCACACGCCAGCAUCACUUUUUACAUGAAGUCUCUUUUUUUAGCCGGUUAAUCGAUUCAGUAACGU